Messenger RNA from Notothenia coriiceps (black rockcod), 1060 nucleotides. RefSeq names its product posterior neuron-specific homeobox (gene pnx). The transcript is spliced from 2 exons. Gene Ontology annotation, biological process: neuron differentiation; regulation of transcription by RNA polymerase II; central nervous system development. Bases 341 to 892 code for a protein of 183 amino acids. Gene Ontology annotation, cellular component: nucleus. Gene Ontology annotation, molecular function: DNA-binding transcription factor activity, RNA polymerase II-specific; RNA polymerase II cis-regulatory region sequence-specific DNA binding. The record is from RefSeq and is a predicted model, not a curated record. NCBI's taxonomy places the organism in Eukaryota, Metazoa, Chordata, Actinopteri, Perciformes, Nototheniidae.
AGCAUCACAAGACGCGUUCACGUGUCCUACCCGCGGAAAAUCAAGCAUUUCCAAAUAAUGAUAAGCGGAGAAACAAAGAGAGACACGAGGGGUAAGAAAGGAGGAACAUUUCAAACAGAUGCACCGUAAUAAAUAACGACUCCAGCUGAGAAAUACAUUUGCAUUUUGAAGUGUUUUUGGGGUAAAAGCGUGUCAGAGAAACGAUUGUUCUACAAUACACAUCCGGGUCUUUUUCAGUGACAUGUUAAUGUGCAUGGUGGCGUGUGCAGAGGCUGUUAUAUAAAGGGUGAAGAAGAAGAGGAGAUGAGAGGUACCUGCAGAACUGAAACUGAUCCUGAAGAUGAAGCAAGAAGCGAAACUGACCCGGAGGACAUCUUUCUCUGUGGAGGACAUUUUAGACCCGGCGAAAUUUACAAGAAGACACAUUUGUGCAGAGGAGGAAACUUCAACAGAAUCUUCCCCCCACAGAGAUGAAGGCAGAGAUCUCCACAGCCCUGAGGAAGAGGAGGAAGGUGAUGAAGGUGAGGAGGCUCCAUGUCCGGGGAGGAAGAGGCUCCACAGCCCGAAGAAGAGCCGCAGGAUCCGCACGGCCUUCAGCCUGGAGCAGCUGCACCUCCUGGAGCUCAGCUUCAGACGCAGCCACUACCUGUCGGUGUUCGAGAGACAGAACAUCUCCGCGCUGCUGCAGCUCUCUGAGACCCAGGUGAAGAUCUGGUUCCAGAACAGACGCACCAAGAGGAAGAAGGAGCGGCAGCUGAAGGGUCCGGAGAACGAGGAGGAACACGGGUACAUGGACAGUUUCUCCCCGCUCAGCGGUAACCAGAUGUUCUACCCUCAGAUCCACAUGUUCUCCCCGCUGGUGCCUUUCCAUCAGCAGCACUAUUACACAUGACGGGUACAUUACGGAGAAAAAGGACUUCCCGUAGAAUAUGGCACUAUUUUCAUGAUUCAUAAGAGCUGUAUAAGUGCCAAACAUGACUGAAUUUAUUAACGUAACGUAUUUUUAUAAUGUAAUUAUGCUAUAACUUAUUUUUUUAAUAAACAUUUUCUAUGAAGUUUU